Molecule: messenger RNA, 3147 nt
Organism: Phyllostomus hastatus (greater spear-nosed bat)
Lineage: Eukaryota; Metazoa; Chordata; Mammalia; Chiroptera; Phyllostomidae
Gene: TMEM214
Product: transmembrane protein 214
Exons: 17
Coding region: 331-2373 (680 amino acids)
Cellular component (GO): endoplasmic reticulum; Golgi apparatus
Source: RefSeq, a predicted model, not a curated record
AGAAAGGCAAACCGCGACAGUUAAAUUUCCAAGUCCGCUGAAGCAGUGGCCUUCACACAGUAGCUGCUGCAGAACAUUCUCCUGAAUGUAUCAGCCUCGCGACUCAACAUUUUUGCCUGGGUGUUUCUGCUGCGAAGGAGCCCAGAGCCCCCGCCCGACCCCUCGCUAGGAAUAACCUGGCAAAGACGAAAGACUACAAGUCCCAGGCUGCCUUGCGGGUGCCAUCUCGCGCCGCGAGGCUCUGCGAGGGGACGUGGCAAAGCGCGGCGAGUCCACACCGACCCCGGAAAGCCCAGGGAGGUGGCCGCAGGGGACAGGAGGGUCUGAGCCAUGGCAGCGAAGGCGGCGGGUGGGGGGCGCUGGGAGGUGGUGAAGAAGGGGCGACGGCCCGGGGCCGGCAGCAGUGGGCGAGGCGGCGGAGUGGACCGCCGGGCGCUCGGGGAGGCGAACGGAGUGUGGAAGUACAACCUGACCCCUCCCAUCCAGACGACAAGCACCCUUUACGAGAGGGGCUUCGAGAAGAUCUCAAAGAAGCAGAAUAAGGAGCAGGUUCCACCCCCUGCUGUGGAGCCCAAGAAACCCGGGAACAAAAAGCAGACUAAGAAGGCGCCGACCCUCACCAACCAAAACCAGAAGCAGGGCCGCUUCCGCAGCCUGGAGGAGGCCCUGAAAGCUCUGGACGUGGCAGCUCUACAGAAGGAACUGGACAAGAGCCAGAGUGUGUUCUCUGGGAACCCAUCCGUGUGGCUGAAGGACCUGGCCAGCUAUCUGAACUACAAGCUCCAGGCACCUCCAAGUGAACCCACACUGAGCCAGCAUACUCACGAUUAUCCCUACAGCCUGGUGAGCCGGGAGCUGCGUGGGGUCAUCCGAGGACUGCUGGCAAAGGCAGCGGGGUCUCUCGAGUUCUUUUUUGACCACUGUCUGUUCACCAUGCUGCAAGAGCUGGAUAAGACGCCAGGGGAGUCACUGCACGGUUACCGAAUCUGUAUCCAGGCUGUUCUGCAAGACAAGCCCAAGAUUGCCACCACGAACCUGGGCAAGUUCCUAGAACUGCUGAGGUCCCACCAGAACCAACCAACGAAGUGCCUGACCAUCAUGUGGGCCCUGGGUCAAGCAGGCUUUGCCAACCUCACCGAGGGACUGAGAGUGUGGCUGGGGAUCAUGCUGCCUGUGCUGGGCAUCAAGUGCCUGUCCCCCUUUGCCAUUGCAUACCUGGAUCGGCUGCUUCUGAUGCACCCCAAUCUCACCAAGGGCUUUGGCAUGAUUGGCCCUAAGGACUUCUUCCCACUUCUGGACUUCGCCUAUAUGCCCAACAACUCCCUGACACCCAGCCUGCAGGAGCAGCUGUGUCAGCUCUACCCCCGACUGAAGGUGCUGGCAUUUGGGGCGAAGCCGGAAUCCACCCUGCACAUCUACUUCCCCUCCUUCCUGUCCAGAGCCACCCCUAACUGCCCUCCAGCAAUGAAGAAAGAGCUCCUGAGCAGCCUGACCGAAUGCCUGAAGGUGGACCCCCUCAGCGCCAGUGUCUGGAGGCAGCUGUACUCUAAGCAUCUGUCACAAUCCAGUUUGCUGCUGGAGCAUUUGCUCAGGUCCUGGGAGCAGAUCCCCAAGAAGGCACAGAAGUCUCUGCAAGAAACCAUUCAAUCCUUCAGCCUCACCAACCAGGAGCUGCUGAGGAAAGGCAGCUGUAAUAACCAGGAUGUUGUCCCCUGUGACGCCGCUUGCAAGGCUCUGCUGCAGCAGGCUCAGGGCUUCCGGCGGCUGCCCUGGAUGCGGCUGCUCCUGCUGGUGCUGAUCUUUGUCGUAGGUUUCCUGUGCCACGACUUCCGGUCCCACAGCUCUUUCCAGGCCUCCCUCUCUGGCCGGUUGCUUCAGUCGUCCGGUUUCUUGCCUGCUGGCCAACAAGCGUGUGCCAAGAUCUACGCCUACAGCCUGCAAGGCUACAGCUGGCUAGAGGCGACGUUGCCGGCCUGGGGCUCUCACCUGCUGACCACGGUGAGGCCCAGCUUGCAGCUGGCCUGGACCCACAUCAACGCCACAGUCAGCUUCCUUUCUGCCCACUGUGCCUGCUUCAGUGACAGCCUCACCAUCCUCUCCCAGAGCCUCCCUGAUGUCCUGACCCAGCUGCUCCAUUCCCUGAGGGAGCUGCUCCUGCUUCUUUACCACCGCGCGCUGCUGCCGCUGUGGCACUUGCUGCUGGAGGCCCUGGCCCAGGCCCAGCAGCGCUGCCACGAGGCCUGCAGAGGUGAGGUGACCUGGGACUGCGUGAAGACACAGCUCAGCGAGGCUGCCCGCUGGACCUGGCUCUGCCUACAGGACAUCACAGUGGCUUUCUUGGACUGGGCACUUGCCACGAUAUCCCAGCAAUAGGCCCUCCCUCCUCGGCCACUGGGCUCUACCUGAGACGGGCCAUCUGAGACUGCUGGGGGCAGAGGGAGGCAGUUCUGUGUGGGGUCUUUUUCACUUGGUGCCUGAGUUCUGUCUUCUAGCCAAGUGGCCAGGUGCCUCUGCACCAGUUCUUCCGUCUUUAGGGGUUCCUGAACCGGGGGGUAUCUCGGCCUCCAACCCCCGAUUCCAGCGAACCCUUCUCUGGCCUUUUGCACAUGCAUAGCUCCCAGCCUCCACCCUCGGGCUGGCGGCCUCUCUGGCCUCGUCUCUCGUCUCCUGCCUGCCGUCUCCUUCCUGAAGCCCCAGACAGCUCCUCCCCGAAGGUGGACUCCAGCAAGUGGCUUCUGUGUUGGUUCCCGAUGAAUCGUUUCUGCUCCCAUACUUUCACCACGGCAGGAAGAGGAAAGGGACUUCCAGAAGAAGGGCACAAUGGGGCACGGCAGCAUGCAGUGUGGACACGGGGGCCUGGGUGGGAAGCCCUCUCGCCUUGAAACGCCCAGCCCAGGCCCUUCAAGGCCCUUACUGCCCUCACAUCGUCACCCGACUCCCUCGCCAUCCCUGUCAGUGCUGGGGUCCUCUGCCUCCAGAUGCUUGCUCUCCCUACUGCCUACCUUACCACCUGUCUGGAGAGCAGAGCCCAGUUAGUCGUGUGCCUCGGGCCCCGGGAACCUUCCAGCAGCCUGUCGAGGCAGGAUUCAGCAUCUGGCUCCUGGGUGUGCCUGCUAGGUAGAAUAAAGGACACAGAUUUGCUUUCUA